AUGGGUCGCUACAGUGGACAAACUUGUCGGUUGAUCUUCAUGUUGACCGCUACCGGGAUCUUUUUCAUAGCUGAGCUUGUGGCGGGUUACAUGGGGAACUCCAUCGCGCUUGUGUCGGACUCGUUCAAUAUGCUCUCGGAUGUUAUCUCGCUCUCUGUGGGGCUGAUAGCAGCACGUGUGAGGAGACGACCCUCUUCGGCGCGAUGCUCCUACGGGCUCGUCCGGGUCGAGGUACUGGGCGCAUGGGCCAAUGCUGUGUUUCUGUUUGCAGUACGCCUGUCAGUGUCCGCACAGGCACUUCAACGGCUCGCUGUACCCGAAGCCAUCGACAACCCGCGGCUGGUGCUGGUGGUUGGUGCCAUUGGACUUGGUGUUAAUGUUGUGGGGCUGCUUGUCUUCCAGGACUGGGGGAGCCUAUGCAGGAGGAGGGCACCCCGAGUCCACCAGGACAUUGAACCAAAGAGUGAUGCAAACCCAGAAGCAGGCUUUCAGCAGGAAGAUUUGCAUGAAGAUGAUGAAAUUCAAGAUGAAGGUCAUCAUCUUAAUAUUAGAGGAGUUCUACUCCACAUGUUCAAUGAUGCUUUGGGGUCCGUGGUAGUGGUGGUGACCUCAGUUCUGUUCUACAUCUGGCCCUUGGAGUCGAACGUCCCUUGUAACUGGCAGUGCUAUGUGGAUCCCAGCCUGACACUGAUCAUGGUGGCCAUCAUCAUGCCCACAGCUAUUCCUCUGGUCAGAGAAACGGCAACCAUCCUGCUGCAGGUCAUUCCUCGUGGUUUGCCCUUCAGAAAAAUAUUGGAAGAGGUGUGUACACUACCUGGUGUCCUGAGUGUCCAUGAUGCCCACCUGUGGGAGUUAACAAAGGGUCUACACGUGGCCUCACUGCAUGUAAGAGUCUCCACAGAGCUCCAGAGCUCCCUGUCUGGAAUCAAAACGCUCCACAGACAGAUAAGGGAUGUUUUUCACAGAUUUGGCAUCCACAGUGUGACUGUUCAGCUCGAAUUCGGUGAUGGAAGCCUGGAGAAAAGCUACUGUAGCACUCCAUGCUCAUCCCCCAGCUGCUUGAAACUUUCCUGCUGCCCUCCUGAUGCGGCCGGACUCCCGGUGUGCAUAGCAAACCCGGCUGUUUACAGUGGAGAUUUUACUACAGAGAAGCAUGACAUGAGCAGCGUGCUUAAAGAACAGGAGGCCAAACAGUUAGCAAAAACAUAUCAGACAAGGUUUUAA
Messenger RNA from Trichomycterus rosablanca, 1224 nucleotides. RefSeq names its product calcium/manganese antiporter SLC30A10-like. Lineage: Eukaryota; Metazoa; Chordata; Actinopteri; Siluriformes; Trichomycteridae. Gene Ontology annotation, cellular component: membrane. Bases 1 to 1224 code for a protein of 407 amino acids. The transcript is spliced from 4 exons. Gene Ontology annotation, biological process: manganese ion transport; detoxification of zinc ion; intracellular zinc ion homeostasis. The record is from RefSeq and is a predicted model, not a curated record. Gene Ontology annotation, molecular function: zinc ion transmembrane transporter activity.